Dermacentor andersoni is the source of this 10300-nucleotide messenger RNA. RefSeq names its product N-deacetylase and N-sulfotransferase sfl (gene sfl). The record is from RefSeq and is a predicted model, not a curated record. Gene Ontology annotation, molecular function: deacetylase activity; hydrolase activity; heparan sulfate N-sulfotransferase activity. NCBI's taxonomy places the organism in Eukaryota, Metazoa, Arthropoda, Arachnida, Ixodida, Ixodidae. Gene Ontology annotation, cellular component: Golgi apparatus.
GCUUGUGACGAAUGUGUCUGCGGUUGCUCGUUCACUUACUCGUUCACUUUUGCUUUGCGUGGCUAUCUUGUUUGGCUGCAAAUGCAGAGUUGUGAGUGAAAGCAGCUGCUGAAAUGUGAAAUCGCCGUUACCGCUAUCAUUGUGGAGCAACACAUUUUGACAGAGGUUUACUCACUGUCAACUUCUGCUACCCUUCCUUGCCUCAGAUGAUUAUCUUUCUAAAAAGGAUGUGAAAGGCACAGCUGGCGGGUGCCACCUGGAGCAUGGCUCCUGGCGGCUGAGCCAUGCUUCUGGAAAGCCUGAGUGCCGUGUCUCCCUGGUGCCAUGCCAGCCAACUCAGCAUCCGGCGCUGCAUGCUCGGGGCACUGGCCCUGGGCCUCUGCUCUCUACUCUUGUCUGUCUAUGUCAUCAACCACAACUCGUUCCGGGGUUUCCUGCGGUCACCCGUGCCACCACGCCCCACCUUCCAAUGCCGCUCUCAGCUUGAUGACAGUGGACCUCGCGAGCAAAGUGCUGCCAAUGUACAUGCCUCCAGUGCGCAGCUCCGCCUUGACCCUCGCGUACUGGUGUUUGUGGAAACACAAUUCUCCAAGCUGGGCAAGCAGAUCUGUGAGAUCCUUGAGGGAAGCCGCUUCCGCUUCAAAGUGGAGACAACGGGCAAGACGCUGCCGGUGCUCACAAACCUGGACAAGGGCAAGUUUGCCGUGAUUGUCUUUGAGAACUUUGAAAAAUACCUCGCCAUGCACAAGUGGAAUAGGGAGCUCAUUGACAAGUACUGCCGAGAGUACAGCGUCGGCAUUAUUGGCUUCAUUCGACCACGCGAGGACACCUAUACAGGUGCACAGCUCUCUGGUCUUCCUUUGUACAUGCACACAAACAUGGCCCUGAAAGACUACCGGCUGAACCCUUUGUCAUCAAUUUUGAGGAUUGCUCGGGCUGGAGAAACAUUUUCUGGCAACUUACCUGGUGAAGAUUGGACAGUGUUUCAGCCCAACCAUUCUACUUUUGUUCCCUUGGCACAGGCCAGGUCACAGCAUGAUGAUAUUGCUGAUGGCAAUGGGCCGCACACUACUGUUGUACAGGACAUAGGGAGAUUCGAUGGCAUCCAGAGGGUUAUUUUUGGAAAUGGCUUUGGAUUCUGGUUGCACAAAUUGCUAUUCUUGGAUUCAAUUUCCUUUCUCUCACAUGGCAAGCUGAGUCUGCCCCUGCAGCGCUACCUUCUCAUAGACAUCGAUGACAUCUUUGUGGCUGAGCGGGGCAGUCGCAUGAUGACCCAUGAUGUGCAGGCACUACUGGAUGCACAGCAACAGUUCCGGAAAUUAAUUCAUGGCUUCCGCUUCAAUCUUGGCUUUUCUGGCAAAUUUUACCAUCGUGGAUCACACGAGGAAAAUAAAGGCGAUGACAUGCUGCUCUCUCAUGCCCACGAAUUCUGGUGGUUUUGUCACAUGUGGAGCCAUAGCCAGCCUCAUCUUUAUGACAAUGUGACACUACUAGAGACUGAAAUGAGGCUCAAUCGUGAGUUUGCCAAGAAGCACCGUAUCCAGACAGACUCUGGCUAUUCAGUAGCACCUCAUCAUUCCGGUGUGUACCCUGUUCAUGAGCCCUUAUACGAUGCCUGGAAGAAGGUCUGGAACAUACGUGUAACCAGCACUGAAGAGUACCCACACCUUAGGCCAGCUAGGCUGCGCCGGGGAUUUGUCCACCGUAACAUAAUGGUACUGCCAAGACAGACGUGUGGCCUUUAUACUCAUACCAUCUUCCUUGAGCGAUAUCCAGGUGGCAGAGAAAAAUUGGACAGAAGCAUUCAUGGUGGUGAUCUGUUCUACUUGUUUGUUUACAAUCCGAUCAACAUCUUUAUGACCCACCUGUCAAACUAUGGAAAUGAUCGUCUCUCUUUGUAUACCUUUGAAACUGUCUUGAAGUUCAUAAAAUGCUGGACUAACUUGAAGUUGAGCACCAUUCCACCACUUCAGUUGGCGGAGAAGUAUUUCCAGAUGUACCCUGAUGAGACAGACCCUAUCUGGAUGAAUCCUUGUGAAGACAAACGCCAUCUGUCAAUCUGGUCAUCAAGCAAGUCAUGUGAACAACUGCCAAAAUUUCUAGUCAUUGGUCCCCAGAAAACUGGUACAACUGCACUGUAUACUUUCUUGACCUUACAUCCAACAAUAGCAAGCAAUCACCCCAGCCCAGACACAUUUGAGGAAGUGCAGUUCUUCAAUGGGAAAAAUUAUUACAGGGGUCUUGACUGGUACCAAAGCUUUUUCCCAGCACCUAAGAAUGGAAGUGCACCCUUUCUCUUUGAGAAGAGUGCGAAUUACUUCGAUGGGGAGCUGGUGCCUCAGCGUGCCCAUGCCCUCCUGCCUCGUGCCAAGCUGGUGACCAUCCUCAUCAGCCCCACAAAACGGGCGUAUUCCUGGUAUCAGCACCAGCGGUCCCACGGUGACACAGUUGCCCUCAACUUUACUUUCUAUGAUGUGAUCACAGCCAAUGACCACUCCCCCAAGCCUCUACGGGAGUUACGUAAUAGGUGUCUCAACCCUGGUCUUUACGCACAGCACCUAGAACGUUGGCUCAGUUUCUACCCACCACAACAGCUUAUGAUUAUUGAUGGAGAAGAACUGAAGUCUGAUCCAGUACGUGUUAUGAACAAGCUCCAAACAUUCCUUGCCAUCACCCCAUUCUUCGAUUACAGUGGAUCACUGAGGUUCGACCCCCACAAAGGCUUCUUCUGCAAAGUGCUCUCCCAGAACAACCGCACCAAGUGCUUGGGACAGGGCAAAGGGCGCCUUUAUCCAGCCAUGGACAUUCGGGCUGAGAAGUUCCUCAAGGCCUACUACCUGUCACACAAUGUGGCUCUCUCCAAGCUGUUCAACAACCUCAGGCAACCUCAGCCCCAUUGGCUCAAAGAAGACCUUUCACGGGGAUGAGUCUGUUUGCUUCUUCUGUUUGCCAUUUUUGCCCUUAUUAAAGGGCAUGACAAAGUCAGGCUCUUCCCCUGGCCUAGCAAUGCAUCAUGGAACACUGUGCCAUAGUACCACUUGUGCCAGCAAGCUUGACUGCCUUGUGGAAAUUAAUAGAAAAGAGGCACAGAGGUCUUUUGCGCUCCAUGUCAUCCUGACAUUUACCAGGAGUUUUCAUGACGCUGUAUAAACUAAGAUGCUAUACGGAAAUUUCUUCAUGAAAUAGACCAGGGUCUUAUUCUUGGGCCAUUUGCCACUUGGUCUUUGUUUUUGAAGUGGAAAGAAAGAGCACAUACUUUUUCAGUAUUUUUGGAAAGGGUGAAAAAAAAGGAAGGAAUGGCUUCCUCCCUGAUUCAGCAUUGCUGAAGGAGAGGUGCAGUUGCUAUAAUCAGCUGACAUUUAUGUCUGCAUCUGCUCUUUGCACUUUUUUAUUCUUUAAGUUCUCACCUUGGUAUAAUUGGUGUUCAGACUUCAUUAAUGCACCAUUCAGCAGUCGCCCUGGUAUUCUUAAGUUGAGAUUUUCAUAAGUAGCUUAUCAUUAUGCCGAGCUCUAUUCACACAUAAGUUGAGAAAGUUUGGUGCUUUGAGUAGCGUAAAUCCUCUUUUCGUAACAACUACCUAUUGUCUGUGAAAAGUUUGGGUCCUGAUGUCCCUGCAUUUUAUAAGGACUAAAUUGUUCGUAUAGGUUCUCGUAUACAAGAAAUGUCUGUGGGCUUGCCAUUAGGAGCAGGAGUGUCCACUUUAGCCUAACUAAAUGUGUGGUGCACUGGCACCUCUCUCACAAAAGAAAUUGCUGAUGCUCCUUGCCAAAGGCCUUGAGACCAGCAGCGCCUGGUGGAACAUUGAUGUUGUUUGUACCUCUGUGCCGUGUGCUCCAUUUGUGAAUGCUGUGCCAGCUAGGGCAACUGAUUGCUGCUGAUAUUUUUUGGACGCAUGCCAUGUGUCCUGAAGUGUGUGAUUCUCCUUGCAGACAUUUUAUAUACACAGUGGGAAAACACCUUUGCUCACUGGGUGUUCCUCUUCUGCCAGUUAGUUGGCUUCGCUUUGCAGAUGGCUUUUCAUAGGUGGCUCAAACAUGGUUUGCUCCUAAGUAUUGAAAACCUGGAGCAAUAUGUUACCUUUUCUUUCUUUUACUGUUACAUGUACAUUUAUGCUCAGUUUAUAUAAAUUACGUCAGUCUUUUAGCAUCAGACUGGAUUAAGUAAUGAGAAAUUGUGGAGCUGAGACAGAAAGCAACUUCAGUGUCAUAUGUAUAUGUGGAUGCUGUAAUAGCCUGAAAGCCGUACUGAGCCAAUUUAUUUUCAUAAUAUUUUAUGGGUAUAUUCCGAUUGACAUUUCUUUUGUCUGUGCGGUGGUUGAAAAAAAAAUGUACAUACAAAAGAUGUCGAACUUGUAGUCCAUAUAUGUAAAUAUUUUGCUAUGUCGCUUUAGUUUUGCAGAAACAUUCACAAGCAUUUUGCAGAUCAAACUCUCUUUUCUAUAGUUAUUGUGUUUUGCCUUCUACUCAAAUUACACACUCCAACGACGUAUGCAUUGCACUACUCACUGCAGCAAUUUUGCAGUUAACUUUGCAGUUAAUGCUUUAUGUUUCAUGUGACUCAAUUUGAAAUCAAAGAGCUAUUCGAAGCUAUAUGUGCUUUAUUGAGCACAAUACAGUCAAAACAUGCCUACAUUGGAAUAAAAAUAAAAAUAUACAAUGUAUCUAGUAGAACCUCGCUGCUAUGUUUCUGAGGGGAGGAUGUUUAAGAAAAAUUAUUCAGAUAAGCAUGUGAUUUGAAGCCACUAAGAGGAAUAAUAGAGCUAAGACCUAGUACAAGGGUGUUUACCCCUGUACAGCCAAACCCACUUAUCAUCAACCUAUCUUUAGGUCUACUGCAGGACGAAGGCCUCUCUCAGUGAUCUCCAAUUAUGCCUGUCUUGCACUAGCUGAUUUCAACUUGCACCUGCAAAUUUGCCUAACUUUGUCACCCCACCUAAUUUUCUGUCAUCCUCAACUGCACUUCCCAUCCCUUGGCACCCAUUCUAUAACUCUAAUGGUCCACUGGUUAUUUGCCUUGCACGUUACACAGACUGCCAAACUCUAUUUUCUUCUCCUAAUGUCAACUAGAAUAUCGGCUAAUUGACACAGGUAGUUUAACCCAUUUAUAUCAUACUUAUAUGCCAAGAAAAUCACAUUGUUAUAACUGGUAAUUGUUAUAAUCGGGAUGUACAAAAGAAACAGGUGGCAAGCAUUCAAGCAUUUUAACUAGACAGAAAGAAGUACUAUAUUUACUGGCAUAACUUCAGCACCCUUUUUUCUUACUUUAGCACUUCGAAAAGGGGGUGCACAAAUCACGCGAAAAUAUUGUAAACACGUCCUAAAUGUCUACAGUGUACCCUCGGUUAUACGUCCUCGGAUUUUCAACGUCCCUGGUUUUACGAGAGAUUAACGCAGUCCCGGUGAACUCCCCACCCAUGCGAAACUGCAAAACUGAAUGAAUGAGAAGCUCCGCCAGUUCCCAGCAGCUCCCUCACAGCACCGUCCCCUCCAUUAGGAAGGGGAGAGUGCCCCUUCACAUGCGGAAAGCUCCGACUGAUUUAUGGGUUCCUUCCUUGUCUCCUUUUUUCCUUCCCUCGUAUUCGCUGCCAUCGCACUGUUCAUUUCCCUUCCCUCUCUUUACGUCACUCAACUGCCUCCCCCUUCUUUGCCACCUGGUUGCACAUUCUCUGUUUCGGCAUUUUCUCUCAGCAGUGCCUGCUCGUGUCACCGGAUGCAUUCGUGUAUACAACCGACAGUAUUUUGAGCACUGUGCCAAGCUCGCUAACUUCGUACAGCGCCAAGAACACUGUCAGCCGCACACUUCAACAUGUCUUGGGUGUCCAGUGCCGAGUCUCGCGCGAGUGAAACUAUAUCCAAAAGCAAAAGCCCGAGAAUACCCCCCUAGCACGUAUAGAAGGCACGAGAGCAUGUGCAAGAAUCGAACCCAUUACCCACCGGAAGGCCUGCAGAUUGUGUCGGAUACGCGUGUUAACACAUGCAGUUCAGAGCUUUGUAUGCACGCGAGCACACAGGACUUCUCACGCAUAUGUCGUUAGGUUUCUGGUUUCACGUGGGUAGUCGUAUCAUGCCGAUACUGCUGGCUGCUUACGAGCUUGUGCUGAUGGGCUGCUGCGGGGCAGGACAGGGAGCACAAAAUACACUAGUAAGUUUUUUUCGUUUUUUUUUCAAAAACCAGGGUGAUAAUUUAUGGGCGUGCAAAUAACCUAACCAGUUUUAACAUUACUCAGGUGUAACAAUGAGCAGCAGCUGUACCUUCAACUUUUGUGUGUCCUAUGGUUAAAUAAACCGCUUGUUCUCAUGCCGCAUUAUUGGCUAUAACAAUUUAAUCUGGCUACUUGGAGUCUGCACGUUUGUGCCACGCACCCUGCACGGCAUGUUAUUGUCAGUGCUCUCUUGUCUCCCUUCCACCCCUCUGAAGUCAGCUAUAGGGUGAAAAUUAGACUGGAGAGGUGCAUGCGAUGUCGGCAAUAUGACGCAUGCCAUACGGGAUGCGCAGCUCAAAGGUGAGUGUGAAAAAGCGACUCGCACUUUUUGUGCUUUUCCUUUUGCAAGAAUUUUGCAUUCCAUUUCCUUUCGGCGCACACACCCAGUAGCCAGAUUUAAUGGUUAUAACCGACAAAGUGGCAUGAGAGCAUUGUAAUAAGCGGUUUAUUUUACCAUAGAACACAUACAAAACUUGACGGUGCAUUGACUGCUCAUUGUUAUAUGCAAUAUACCCUAUUGUUAAAACCGGUAUCGUUAUAAGUGGGUUCGACUGCAUUCAGAAAUACAUAUUUAAGCCGAUGCUUGAUUUGAACUAAAUAAUGCACGUCGUGAUUGUGCCUAAUACAGCACCGCCAGUGUCUUGAGCACGUUCUUGCCAGGCGUCAUUUAAAUGAAUGCAAGCAUGUGCUACAGUUCAGGAUGCACUUCAGAAUAGUACUAGGGUUAAUGAUGUCUUCACUCAUUCAAAAUAUAUUGGUUACCUUCUACAGGCACAUGUUCCAACUUGUUGAGAGGAGAGUUUGUUUUAAGAGGCCAUGAAUAUGGUCUGCCAUCCUUAGCGUGCAAGAAACUACACAGCUGUCAAAACCUGCAACUGCCUGAGUGAGAGCAGCUGCUGCAGUAACUUCUUUCCUGCCACUGUCAUUGCAAUAGAAGACUUCACCUUCUUGCAUCUCUGACAUGAUUUCUGCCAAACUUUAGGGUUGUGCUCUGGGAUGUUGAUAACUUUCUUACAAUUAAGCCAACUUACGCUGCUUUGGGUCACAAGAAAUGUUUGCUAUAAGAGAGGUUCAUUGCACUUGCCCUUGACCCAACAAAACACGAACACCACUCCACAUCAAAGAAAAUUAAAUCAACUUGUCCACAUUUAUUUCUGGCCAUGGAAAAUAUAUUGGUUAAUUAUUAAUUACAGUUAAUUAAUGAGUCAUUGAUUUGCAUAACAAUCUACAACUGAAAACUCCCUUCAGCAUAUCAGAAAUGCCAGUAUGGGCUCUACGUCAAGAUUCCAGCACUUAAAUCAGAGCCUUUAGGCAUCAAAUUCAGCAUAUCAAAAAUGAUUAUGUACGGCUUCGUGGUGUUAAAACAACCCUUGAGGGAGUUGUUAGAUUGUAUGAUUGUUUCACAUGUGAAAAUAAUGCACAGAGUGAUCUUUUGCCAAAAACGUUAUUUUUUUGCUUAUGGUAUUACAUUGCUUAUGUUAAUUCUUUUGCUUUAAAACAUGCUUAAUUCUUGUUAGCAUAGAAAAAUGACCAUUUUUCAGGAACCAAGAAAAAAAGCUUCUCUUCUUUUUUUUUUUGUCUCCAUAGACAAGGUUACAGCAUAUAAUGUUGUAUGAUAAAUUGUAUAAAUCUAGUUGUUUUCCAUAACCUGCAAGAAAGAAACCUGUAGUAAGUAAUGAAAAAACAUUUAUGAAGCCAGCAUAUUCAUAGCCACUUAAAAAUCUCUCUCUCUCUCUCUCUCUCUCUCUAUAUAUAUAUAUAUAUAUAUAUAUAUCAACAAAAUAUGUCAAAAGAUAUUCAGAAUAUAAGUUUCAACAACAAAUGUUCCAAGAACAGUAACAUACUGAAAUCUGUGAUUGAAUUCUUCAAUCACCAGCGAUCAGUUAGAAUAGGCGUGCAUGGCAGCAAAAGAGUUCACUACAGAUUAGAAAUGUUGUGGGUUCAUUCCCACCGCAACCAGACAGCCACUGGUUUAAAUGGGCACAAGCAUACCCCAGCCUCACGUUCGGCAUUCUUCAGGGGUGAUACGCUUGGGAACGGAGCCUGCCCCCUAAAUUCCUGUCGAAACCUUCGCGAGCACACAAAAAAAGGAGGUUUGGGCCACUCCUAUGGCAGCCAUUUCCCAUGUGGCAUCUCAAGGCACCUCUUAGGUGGGGAUGCCCUUGUGUUGGGACAAACUCCCCUUUUCAAGCAUUGAGGUCCCCUAAUUUCCAAGCACCUAGCCAGGAGCGCACUUGUGCCUAUUUUACCAGUAUGUACCCAGCGGCAGCACUAUUCUGCCUCCCACAGCUCCAGUGGAUGCCCUUCAACAAGGCUGUCUGGGAUUAGACAAAGGGCACUCGCAGACCAUCCACAUGAUCCCUAUACGCCCCUUUUCGAGAUGCGAACCCCCACAGGUAGCCGCGCACCAGACUGGGGGACAUCUCUACCCAUUAGAAAAACCACUGGGUUUCCACUGGCACCAGGGUUUGAACCCAUUCAAGGCAGAUGCACUACCACUAGGCUAUCACUGCUGUGAACUAGUUGGUACAUAUCUACUCGAAUGCUUGGGGACAGUGUGAAACUGUGGGACAAGAUUAGACUGCACGAGCACAGUCUUGUCUGUGCUCGUGUUGUCCCUCUAAACAUUCAGCGUGCAAGGAAGGCAACCAUGAAAGUUCAAACAAUCUCUAGUGUGUUUAGGACACCCCCUACCUCCAGACCCCCCCGCCCAGUGCACUUAACAUGCUUUUCCUCUCAUUUUCAAGUGCACAAGCUAGGAGGGCUUCCUUCACACCCCUUGAUUUGCACGUUGGGUAGUUGUGAUGAAAUUGUGCCGCAGUUUUGUCUGCCUGUUUUAUCCGAACUGGCACAGCAGUCGUGUCAUUGUAUGGAGGCGGGGGGGGGGGGGGCAGUCUGUAGUAGGCUCCUUACAGAGAUUUUUGGUUAAAGAAGACUUCUUUUUAUUAAGUGAAAAUUCACUUAAAGGGGGCUGUUAUAAGUGGCACAGUAAAACAUGCCAUCUGUCACUCCUGGAACAUACCAUCUAAUCAACAUUUGGGGAAAUUUGGAAAUUGUGUCAUCAGGAUCAUAGGGACAGGCAAAGAAAUAGGGGUAUUUUGGCAUGCCCUAUUAUGUGCCUGUGAACCCCAAAAAUUCUGUACAUGUCAGCGAGGUUCUACUUUUGGUAAACAAAAGUGGGGAAAGUUAUUGACAAAGAAGUACAUUGGAGUUAGUGACCUGCUUUCAUGAACUACUUAAAUGGAGUUGUGGAGAAAAAUAGUCAUGUACAUGUAUUCAUUUUUGUUAAUGUUUGUGUCAUUGAUAUUAUGUUUUUCUGUCGCGUGUGUGGUCUCGUAAAGUUGAUCUUGUCAUACACUUGCAUGGGUCCCAUAUUAUCGUGGAGCACUGGGGUAAUAUUGGGGUUAGUUAUGAUCUGUUGCUUUGCUCAUGUUGUUGGCAUCUAAUACACAGGCAGAGGCUGCCAGUAACUUUCCUACUGGUUGUACCAUGGCACCACUGAAUCUGUUGGAGCAAGCCAGGGUAGCUGUGCAACCUAAAUGUGUGGUGGCAACAGAAGAGCAAAACACGUUGCUUUCUAGUGAAUCAUGGAGAAAGAACAGAUUGCAUUUGUGAAAGCAAUAAAAAGAAAGAAUUACUGACAGGCUACAUGACCUGGAUGGUGAUAUAAUUACUUCCACAGUAUGGAAUACACAUUCUCAACAUUAUAAUGGUUUCUUAAGAGUGAUAUGUCAGAACUAGCUGCUAUUUUUGUUUGAUGCAUAGUUUCUUACGCUUUUGCUGGUUCAUGCAGCUAUGGGUACUUCAACAACUGUGUUAUUUAAUUGGGAUGAUUAAGGAUAUGGUUGGUAUUCAAGCUUGAGGGCAACUUUCUGAGGACUUGGUUGUGGGAAAAGUGUGAGGGCUGUCCUCACAUAACAAAUCUCAACAUCUAAAAUUUUUCCUCUGUUUCUGUAGUGAUAUUUCUUUAUCUUUUAAUUCAAAUUAGUAAUUUAAGGAAGGAAAACUGUCUCCAAUUUUGUUGUUGGUGCUCCUAAUAUAUGGCAUAAACAAUUCUGCUGCAAUAAAGUAGUUUUUUUUUUUAACUGUGUUUAUAA